AUGUUGUCAAGAAAUGUUAUUAUUGCGUUAAUACAACGAAGAAGGAUUAUGAAGGGAAUGAAGAAGAGAAAUAGAGAAUAUUGGGUGCAUCCAAUCUGUAGUAACAGAUUAUUGCAGGGAAAAUUUCAUACAUUGCAUUCCAAAUUAUUGAAUUUCCCAGAAAAGUUUUUUGGCUACUAUCGAAUGAGCAUAACCAGCUUCAAUGAACUCGUCAAAUUAAUUGGACCAGCAAUAGCGAAGGAGAAUACACAGUUAAGACUCUCUAUACCUGUGGAGGAAAGAUUGAGUGUUACGAUACGGUAA
Messenger RNA from Macrosiphum euphorbiae (potato aphid), 303 nucleotides. The record is from the annotation of a GenBank genome assembly. Lineage: Eukaryota; Metazoa; Arthropoda; Insecta; Hemiptera; Aphididae.